Messenger RNA from Anoplopoma fimbria (sablefish), 4217 nucleotides. It is a transcript of the gene nid1a, whose product is annotated as nidogen 1a. The transcript has 20 exons. Gene Ontology annotation, biological process: cell-matrix adhesion. The record is from RefSeq and is a predicted model, not a curated record. NCBI's taxonomy places the organism in Eukaryota, Metazoa, Chordata, Actinopteri, Perciformes, Anoplopomatidae. Gene Ontology annotation, molecular function: calcium ion binding. The coding region runs from base 132 to 3743 and encodes 1203 amino acids.
UCAAUUCAACUCCGCCCAACGUUUGGCGAAACUUUGACUGAACUUUCUUCCGUUGAGCCUGUGCGUCACUCACCCAUAACCUGGCCCGGACAAACCACAGGACUGCUCAACUGCUCCUGAAACACGAAAAAAUGGGCUGGCAGGAGCAAGGAUGGCUCGUCUGUGCGAGUUUUCUCGGAUUCGUGGCGUCGGUGCAGAGCGUAACGCGGGGAGAACUUUUCCCCUUCGGUCCAAGCGCAAGGGACCAGUUACUGGAAGCAGGGAAUGACCAGACGCACCGACUUGAACUGGACAAGCCAGUGUUGUUUCAUGAUGGCACUUUCGACAGCCUCUUCAUCAACACCAACGGUUUCAUUGCCACAGCAGAGCCAACAAGCGAGUCCACAUAUCUUGGCAAUAUGCCCCCAAAAUUCGGCAUGAUUGCAGCUCUGCAAGGAGACCUGGACACAAGUGAUGGUGUGGGGAAGGUUUUCUUCCGUCAAGACUCCAGUCCUGAUGUUCUAACAAGGGCUGCCCGGUACAUAAACGGUGCCUUCCCAGAGGAUGACGAAGUCAAUCCCACCCAUGCUGUGGUGAUCACCUGGGUUAAUGUCGCCACCCAUGAACCUCCGAGCAGAGGAGAUGGCAUUGACAAGAAGAGAAACACCUUCCAGAUGGUUAUUGCGUCCCUGGAGACUGCAUCGUACGCUAUUGUCCUGUAUGCAAGGGAUGGCAUGCAGUUUUCCUCCACGCCUGUACAAGACAGCAGUGUGGUCCUGCACGCUGGCUUCAGUAAGGGUUUGGUCCAGGGUUUCCUGUUCUCCAGACAGGGGCCUUACUACCGCACCACCACUGAUGACGAGGCAUCCAUCAGAGCUUUAGCAGAAGAGACAAACUCUGGCCGGCGGGGUGUUUGGGUGUACGAGAUUGGAACUUCUCCCUAUUUCUCCAACGUGGCUCCAGGUGAGGUCACUGACCUGCCCACCGAGGCGCCCACUGGGAGGGAUGAGGAGGACACUGAUGCAAGGAGGACUGUGUAUACUAACGGACAGAAAGUGCAGGACCUUCCUUAUGAGCCAGAGAGGGAGCAGAUCGAAGUCCACCCGAUUCAGUACCAGCCACACCAGCCUGACAACCAAGAAGUCCUGGUGGUGGACGACACAGAUAUAAAUGUAGAUGUGUUCUCAUACAACCUGGGGACAUGUGCGAACAAUAGGAAUAAGUGCUCCCAGUUUGCUGACUGCAAGGACCACUCCAGUGGAUACUGCUGCAGCUGCAGACCUGGCUUCUAUGGCAAUGGGAUACAGUGUGUGGCAGAGGGAAAGCCACAGAGGAUGAAUGGUAAAGUGUAUGGAAAAGUGUAUGUGGGCAACUCCGCUACUCCAGUAGAGUUCACCAGCAAUGACCUCCACUCAUACGUUGUGGUAAACGACGGCCGUUCCUACGUGGCCAUCAGCGACAUCCCUGACACCAUUGGACCCUCACUGCUGCCCCUGUCGGCCCUUGGUGGUGUGAUUGGGUGGGCGUUUGCUUUGGAGCAGCCUGGCUUCAGGAAUGGCUUCAGUAUUAUUGGGGGGGAGUUCACACGGCAGGCUGAGGUGACCUUUCUGCCAGGGAAUGAGAAGCUGACCAUCAGGCAGGAGUUCAAAGGCAUCGAUGAGCACGACCACAUGGUGGUGAGCACCACCCUCGAAGGCCGGGUCCCUGAGGUGCCUCGUGGCUCAACCGUGAAGAUCGGCCCUUACUCCGAGGUCUACCAGUACAGCAACAACUUGAUCACUUCAUCCUCCACUCGGGACUACGAAGUGAGUUUACCCGAUGGCUCCACUUUCACCAGGACGUACCAGUGGCGUCAGACCAUCACCUUCCAGAGCUGCCAGCAUGGCGAUUCUCUGAGAGACAUGAAACCAACUCAGAUGCUCAGCGUGGACCAAGUCUUUGUCAUGUACAAUGUUGCUAAUGAACUCAUCCGGUUUGCCAUGAGCAACAAGAUUGGGGAUAUCAAUGGAGGGCAGCCAGAGGAGAACCCAUGUUUCACUGGAAGACACGGCUGUGACACCAACGCUGUGUGCCGACCUGGAGAGGGAAAUCAGUUCACCUGCGAGUGUGCUGCUGGCUUCAAUGGUGAUGGCCGCACAUGUUAUGACAUCGACGAGUGCAGAGAGAAUCCUCAGAUCUGUAGCUCCCACGCUAUCUGCAACAACCAGCCUGGGACCUUCCGUUGUGAAUGCGAAGAAGGUUAUCAGUUCAGCAACGAUGGCCGGACCUGCGUUGGGGAUAAUCGACCUGUGGACGCCUGCGAAGACGGAACCCAUAACUGUGACAUUCCUGAGCGCGCUCAGUGCAGCUACACCGGGGGCUCAUCCUACAUCUGCUCCUGUCAACCAGGGUUCAUAGGAGAUGGUAGAGUCUGCCAAGACAUAGACGAGUGCCAGCCAGGAAGAUGCCAUCAGGACGCUGUGUGUUAUAACACCCAGGGAUCAUUUACCUGCCAGUGCAGGCCAGGUUACUAUGGAGACGGCUUCUCCUGCUCUCCAGAGAGAACAAAAACACGAUGCGAGAGCCACAGAGACAGUCUCCUGGGUGGGACGGAGAUCGGUGCAAGGGGCCCCCGACCUCCUGUCGGACAGUACACCCCCGUGUGUGACGUGAACGGUGCCUAUGAACCCAUGCAGUGCCAUGGCAGCACGGGACACUGCUGGUGCGUGAACCGAAAUGGGCAGGAGAUCCCUGGGACUCGCUCUGGGCCUGGCAGCAGACCAAUGUGUAUCGACAAUGGUGGUGUGUCACCACCUGUUGGACCCACCACUCGACCUGACGUCCACCCCGUGCCUCAAGGAACACACCUGCUGUACGCCCAGAGCGGCAGAAUAGACCACAUCCCACUGGAAGGUUAUGAAAUGAAAAAGGACGAUGCCAAGGCCGUCCUCCAUCUCCCUGAGAAGGUAAUCAUCGGAGUGGCCUAUGACUGUGUGGAGAAAAUGGUCUACUGGACUGAAAUCACAUCUCCCUCAAUCAGCAAGGCCAGCAUCCAGGGGGGAGAGCCCACUGCAGUCAUUAGAUCAGACAUGGAGAGCCCAGAGGGUAUCGCUAUCGACUACUUGGGACGAACUAUGUACUGGACGGACUCUGGGAGGGACCACAUUGAGGUGGCCUCUUUGGACGGGUCUCAGCGUCGCAUCAUUAUAAACUCUGAUCUCGUCAACCCUCGCGCUAUUAUCACCGACCCUCCCAAUGGUAAUAUUUACUGGGCCGAUUGGAACCGUGAUGCCCCCAAGAUCGAGACCGCUUACAUGGAUGGAUCCAACCGGAGGGUGCUGGUUAAAGACGACCUCGGCCUGCCGAAUGGCUUGACUUACGACUCUCAGAGCUCUCUGCUCUGCUGGGCGGACGCAGGCACACAUAAAAUGGAGUGCACACAUCCAGGCCGCGGCGACCGCAAAAAGGUCAUGGAGGGGCUUCUGUACCCUUUUGGCAUCACGUCUUUUGGGAAGAACAUCUACUACACUGACUGGCGGAGGGAUGCCGUGGUUGCAGUUGACCACCAUACCGGCAAGGAGUUAGACGAGUUCCAGCCUCAGAAACGGACCAAGAUAUAUGGGAUCACCACAGCCUAUGCUCAGUGUCCAUCAGGACAAAACUACUGUGCUGUGAACAACGGGGGCUGCACUCACCUCUGUUUAGCGACCCCUUACGGACGCUCCUGCAAAUGUCCCGACAACGCAGUGGGUGUGGGCUGUGUGGAGAGAGACAGCGGAUUCUGAAAAGGGGCGGCUGUGCUCUGAGAGUUGACACUGUUUGGAUGUUUGACCGCAAAUUAGGAGUCACUCAGCAUUACUAAACUAUAGCUGCUGACAAUGCCACUGAAAAUGAACAGAGGUGAACUUACUGUGCCUUUUAUUGCUCAGUGUUAUGCUUAUAUGCAUUUUUUUACAUUUCCCUUUAUGAAAUCACAACUGCCGAACUUUGAGAAUUGUAAAUAUAAACACUAUCAUUUUGUCUUUUCCUGAGUGCACAUAGCCUGAGAAUAAAGCUCAAGGGUUACAUAAUUUAAUGUGAAAUUCAUCACAGCGAUGCAUGACAUCAUCCCGUGUCAGUUGUGUUACACUGUGGCAUGUUAAGAUUAGCUUAUCUCAUUCAUUGUCUCAAGUAUUAUGGUGGAAUAGGACGAGUGUCUGUACAAGCUGGUGGGAUGAGUUUAAAUGCUUUACUGUAAAAGAAUAAACAUUUUUCUAACA